Molecule: messenger RNA, 3469 nt
Organism: Silurus meridionalis
Lineage: Eukaryota; Metazoa; Chordata; Actinopteri; Siluriformes; Siluridae
Product: ubiquitin carboxyl-terminal hydrolase 42-like
Biological process (GO): protein deubiquitination; regulation of apoptotic process
Cellular component (GO): cytosol; nucleus
Molecular function (GO): cysteine-type endopeptidase activity; cysteine-type deubiquitinase activity
Source: RefSeq, a predicted model, not a curated record
CCUCGCUACAUAAAGUGCAUCGUGUGCAAACAUUGCAAGCCAUAUAGGCGCAAAGACAACACAAGACAUGACACAUACACAAAACACAAAAUAACGCCGCCAGUAAACCUACUGUAUAUUACACAGUGCAGUGUAUGUAAGAGAGAACUGACUACAGGAGUGUACCUUGUGAUUACCAAAAUGUAAACAAAAGAGUUGGUGCAAAACAGCAAUAUCAGCAGUCAAAAAGAUGUGUAAUAUGUUAAUGUCAAAUGUCUAUGCAUUUUACUGUAAUUACAGUAUUUAGCCCUUGCGAAGUAAAUAUUAUAUGUAGCAUUUUAUAUUUUUUCUUAUGGUUACGUCAAAUGUCGAUGCAUAUAGUGGUGCCAUUACUCGUCGUCAUCAUCUUCUUUCUCUCUCUCUCUCUCCCUGGUGUUUUUACCAGAAAGUUAACCGUUUAAUUAACUCAGCUAAGCUUCAUGUCCACAACAAUUAACAACAUUAAAAUAUAAUUAAAUAAAUAUUUGUUUAAAGGUGGAAUAUAUUGUCUGGUCACUUGAGGAUGUAUAAUGUGAAAACGUGUUACAUGGCCUAAAAUCACUCCUGAUUUAGUAACCUAUUCACUGUUAACGUUUGCUGUAUAAUAUUUGUUUUCAACAGAAUAAAGAUUUAAAAUAGUUGAAGAACUCAAAGCAGUCCUCUGUCUCCUGUCUGCUCUGAGGAAGUGAACGACGCCAUCAUCAGCUAAAGUGUCGACACUUCCAACGUUAAGCUUUCCAGGACCAUGGCUACCUGUGUGGCUUCCAGGUGUGAUGUUGCUUCUUAUGGAGGCAACAAAGCAUUUCCUGCUAAAAAGCCAAUUACACAAGUGGCCUUAAACAGUGCCGAUGGCAUCAAUCUGCCACAGAAGAUCCUGUUCCAAUCAGAGCGUCUCAGCAUGAAAUGGACCCAAGUGCACCAUAUUGGAGCAGGUCUUCAAAACCUGGGCAACACAUGUUUUCUGAAUUCAGCUCUUCAGUGUCUUUCUUACACUGCACCCUUUGCCAACUACAUGUUGUCAGGAGAGCAUUCCAAAACAUGUCAUGAAUCUGAGUUUUGCAUCUGUACGAUGCAAAAUCACAUUACCCUGGUGUUUGCUAAUUCUGGGAAUGUCAUUAAACCCAUUGGCGUGCUGCAUGAACUAAAACGGAUUGCAGAGCAUUUCCGGUAUGGAAAUCAAGAAGAUGCCCAUGAGUUCUUGCGGUACACAGUGGAUGCAAUGCAAAAGUCCUGCCUGUCUACUGAUAAGUAUAUACAUGGCACUAAUCUGAUCCAGCAGAUAUUUGGAGGACAUCUGAGGUCUAGAGUAAAGUGUCGGAACUGUAAAGCCGUAUCAGAUACAUUUGAUCCUUAUAUGGAUAUUGCACUGGACAUUGAGAAUGCACCAUCUAUUAAUAAGGCUCUUGAGCAGUUUGUGAAGCCUGAGCAGUUGGAUUGGGAGAAUGCAUACAGGUGCAGCAGUUGUAAGGAAAUGGUUAAAGCGUCCAAAAGAUUAACCAUCGACCGCAACUCCAAUGUGCUCACCAUCUCUCUGAAACGCUUUGACUUCAGUGGAGUCAAAAUCUCCAAGGACGUGAGAUACAAUGAGUAUAUUGACUUGCGGCCCUACAUGUCUAAGUCUCGUGGAGAGCCGCAGAUUUACGGGCUGUAUGCUGUACUGGUUCACUCAGGCUUCAGCUGCUAUGAAGGACACUACUACUGCUAUGUAAAGGCAAGUAAUGGCCAGUGGUAUGAGAUGAACGAUUCAUCGGUGACUCCCACUGAUAUUCGUUCUGUGCUGGACCAACAAGCAUACCUGCUGUUCUACAUCAAGCAAAGGACAACACAUCUGAAAAAUGGAGAUUUUAUUCACAAGGGUUUUACUCCAGGCCACUCAUCUCCCCGGCCAGUUGUAAAACAGAAGCUAAAUGGGCAUUCUUGUACCUCCUCACCUAUAAUUGGCCCACAGCUCCCUCACAUGCUAAAGAAUAAUUCAUAUGUGAAUGGCAACGGCUCCUCGAAGGACCAUAACAAUGGCUUAGAGCCGAGCAGCAGUGGCAUUAGUGAAGGGAACACCUCCAAAUUGUCCUCCUAUUCCUUCACAACUUCAUCCUCCAAUUCUGAUCAUCCCGUCCAACCCAGGGUCAAAAUGAGCUUUAUUGUUGCCAAUGGAGAGGUGACACAGUGCAACCCGACCUUAUCGUCUGCAUCAACUUCCAGCAGUCAUUCGUCUCCAUUCACAGCUGGUCAUCAGCAUUUUCACCCUUCAUCCUCUACCUCAAAAUGCCAGCGCUCCAAGCAGGUCAAUGGCACAUCCUCAUACUGCACUGCUACUUUCCUGGUUCCUUAUGAUGAGAAAUCAUCUCAUGAGUCUGGCCUGGAGAGCAAAUUCUCGGACAGCAGCACGUUUAAGCCUCAUGGUGUUGCCAAGACAGCCAUUGAGAACGGUGGCAUGCACAGCCCUCUUUCUCAUAAUUCAAGCUCACCUUCACCCUGCAGAAAUCCAACAGACUCUCAGAGAUCCAACAGCCUCUCAGAGUCUUACACAGGUGCAAAUGGUUCAGGACACAGGCAUGUGAAUGGCCAUCACAAAGUCAAAGGCUUCAAACAUUCUGACAAGACUUCAGACAGUCCUGCCUCUGCUUCUUCCAUAACUGACUCUGAUUCGCAGCGUGUGUCAAACUGUCCCAGAUCAGAGGGCCUUCUUUCCCAAUCAAUCAAUACGGAAAGGGCUAAACCACUCACCAACCCUCUUGUUCAGCGUGUCUCGAACCCAGCACCCACACUGGGCACAGACCUCCAGGCAUUGUCUAAGCCAGCAGAGGUGAUGCCUAAAACACAGGUGACCUUAACAGAUUCGUCAAGUAAAGAGAAGGCCACAAAAGAGUCAGCUGUGAGCAAUCACAAUCUUACCCAGCAGAAGAAUGAUAAACCUCCAUCACAGAGAAGUCCCAAGAUGGCAAAUAUCUGUAAACAAACAAAUGGCAAAGACAACAUGAAAAUGUGUCAGUCUGGCAAAAUCCAAGAGCAUUACCGAUAUUUGACUCCUACUGAGGACAAGGAUGGAGACAAAAAGAACAGUCGAAACUGCAAAGAGCGUUAUGGAGACAGCCAUCAGUCAGAAAAAGAGUAUUACCCACCUAGGAAACGUGUCCGCGAUUCCUCCAGAGAUAAAGAGGCAGCUCAGUACCGGGACAAAUACGCGGACCAUCACAGAGACUACCACUACAAAAGAGGGAGAGAGAAGUAUUCGUGGGCUCCGGAAUGGGACAGGAGAUACCAGACCUCGCACCGCUCUUCAAGACAUAUAUAAAGACAUAUAUAAACAUAUAUAAAGACAAAUACAUUACUGUUCAUCAGAAUAGUUAUCAGAGAGACUCAGACCACAUAGAUUUCUGGGCACAAUUUCACGUUUUUCUAUUGUCAUUAAAAUAUUAAAGCAUUUAUAUUUCUGCAACGGAUGGUUAAUUUU